Dunckerocampus dactyliophorus (ringed pipefish) is the source of this 9796-nucleotide messenger RNA. RefSeq names its product ankyrin 1, erythrocytic a (gene ank1a). Gene Ontology annotation, molecular function: protein binding. The transcript has 45 exons. Gene Ontology annotation, biological process: signal transduction. NCBI's taxonomy places the organism in Eukaryota, Metazoa, Chordata, Actinopteri, Syngnathiformes, Syngnathidae. Bases 1091 to 7177 code for a protein of 2028 amino acids. The record is from RefSeq and is a predicted model, not a curated record.
UGCGUCAGCAGCAUUGUUGGGAGGAGGGGGGCAACUGAAGGGAGAGAAAGAGGGCGAGGUACCAGUAAACACGUGCCGAUCCAUCAGCACCUCUUUUAAUGCUGCUGCACAAAUAUCCAUGCAUCGAGCACAAGAUGUGGGAAUCCAACACAGUAUACUGGGCUACCCUACAUUAAAACAAACUGAGGGCGGGAAAUUUGAGGAACAGGAAGCCCAAUUCUGCUGCCCUUAGUAUAGAUUAUUCAUACACAGUUUCAAUAGACUAUGAAUGAAAUAGCAUCUCACUGCUCCCAGACCUUGCAUACGCAAGCCCACUGCACCAACAUCCUUGCACGGCUGUGCCAGUCCUGUCUGCUGCAGUGCUUCACCAGGAGAGCAGGAAGAGGGAGUACGACGAAGAGGAGAGUUAACGAGCAAUGGCUGUUUUUUCCCCCUUCAUGCAUAUUUUAGAUUUCUUUUAUUUCCUCUUGUAUCCUUGUACAAGUGAAUUAUGCUGGGAUUCGAUGAGGGUUCCCUGUGCAGGGCACACGGCAGGAGCACAAGACAGUGAGAAAUCAAAUACCGGAAAAUGAAACAAAAUCAAUGCAAUGUGAGGAGGAAGAGCCACGGCUUUGAUUUAAGGCUGCUCAAGCUAUUCCUCAGCUGAGUGUCAGUUCAUCCCCUUUUAAUCUUAGUUGAUGGGGUCGGUUGUAUCAGAAAACACUGUGUAGAGAGGAGAAAGAGGGUGCAGCAAGGAAAGAACAGAAACAAAAAGAAGAAACCAACCCCUUAAUAUCAGAUUUGCAGAGGGACACUCGAGGCGACGGCAAAUGAGAGAAAUUGAAUGAGGGAAGUGUACGUUAACGAUUGAGAGAGUGCUGUGCUGCAGUCGCAUCCCACAGCAGACGGCAGAGGACUGCCGCUGUGUGUGUGUGACUGCACUGCUGAAGAGGAGGAGUAAGAGGCAGAGAGUGAGCACGUUCAGACUCUGCAGGACCAUAGAGGAACACAGCAGUAGCGGCAGCAGCACUAGUGUUGGCACGCAUCAGGUAAAGGUCCCUGCACCGUAAGAUCUGGACAGGCUGACACCACCCAGACCCCCUCCAGCACCAUGGCUCAAGCAGCCAAACACCUCCGCAAGAACAAGGAUUUAGAAGCCCAGGCUGAACAGGAGCGCAAAGAGAAAGAAGAAGAAAAGGUCAAGAAGAGGAGCCGCUCGCGGGAUAAAAAGCGCAAGGCCCACGCCGUGCAUCGCUGGCUAAUCGAUCAGGACAGUAGUGUGAGCUCUGAGAUGCCGGAUGGCCAAGGAGUAUGGCUCUAUGAUGAUGAAGCAGAUGCUGGCAACAGUUUUCUCCGAGCGGCCCGUUCUGGCAACCUGGACAAGGCUCUGGAACACAUUAAGAAUGGCAUUGAUAUAAAUACAGCCAAUCAGAAUGGGCUCAAUGGGUUGCAUCUGGCCUCGAAAGAAGGCCAUGUCAAAAUGGUGCUGGAGUUACUUCACAACGGAAUUGUACUGGAGACCACUACAAAGAAAGGAAACACGGCCCUGCACAUUGCGGCCUUGGCAGGGCAGGAGCAAGUGGUCACAGAGCUGGUUAACUACGGGGCCAACGUCAACGCUCAGUCCCAGAAGGGUUUCACUCCACUCUACAUGGCUGCACAAGAAAACCAUCUAGAGGUUGUGAAGUUUCUUCUGGAGAACGGGGCUAAUCAGAGCGUUCCAACUGAGGAUGGAUUUACUCCUCUGGCUGUGGCUCUGCAGCAAGGCCAUGAAAAUAUUGUUGCCCUGCUCAUCAACUAUGGCACCAAGGGAAAGGUCCGCCUCCCUGCGCUGCACAUUGCAGCGCGCAAUGACGAUACACGCACAGCUGCAGUACUUCUGCAGAAUGACCCAAACCCUGAUGUGCUCAGCAAGACUGGAUUCACACCCCUCCACAUUGCUGCACACUAUGAAAACUUGAAUGUGGCUCAACUUCUUCUCAACAGAGGAGCUAAUGUCAAUUUUACCCCAAAGAACGGCAUCACACCCCUUCACAUUGCAUCCAGGCGAGGAAAUGUGAUCAUGGUCCGACUCCUCCUGGAUCGAGGAGCACAAAUAGAUGCCAAGACCAAGGAUGAGCUCACUCCUCUGCACUGUGCAGCCAGAAAUGGUCAUGUCAGGAUCAUAGAGAUUCUUCUUGACAAUGGAGCCCCCAUUCAGGCAAAGACCAAGAAUGGCCUGUCUCCAAUCCAUAUGGCAGCACAGGGGGACCACUUGGACUGUGUCAAGCAACUACUACAGUACAAUGCAGACAUCGAUGACAUCACGCUGGAUCACCUGACACCUCUGCAUGUGGCUGCACACUGUGGACACCACAGAAUGGCUAAGGUUCUGCUGGACAAGGGGGCCAAACCCAACUCUCGGGCACUGAACGGCUUUACUCCUUUGCAUAUUGCUUGUAAAAAGAACCACAUGCGUGUGAUGGAUCUUCUUCUCAAACAUUCAGCAUCAUUAGAGGCGGUGACUGAGUCUGGCUUAACACCUUUGCAUGUGGCAUCUUUCAUGGGUCACCUCAACAUUGUGAAGAUCCUGCUGCAAAAAGGAGCUUCACCAAGUGCUUCCAAUGUGAAAGUGGAAACCCCUCUCCAUAUGGCGUCUCGAGCAGGGCACUUUGAAGUGGCAGAGUUUUUACUACAGAACGCAGCACCGGUAGAUGCCAAGGCCAAGGAUGACCAAACACCCCUGCAUUGUGCUGCACGAAUGGGCCACAAAGAGCUUGUAAAGCUGCUAUUGGAACACAAAGCCAAACCAAACUCCACAACAACAGCAGGACACACACCGCUUCAUAUUGCUGCCCGGGAGGGUCAUGUGCAAACAGUACGCAUUCUGCUGGACAUGGAAGCACAGCAAACUAAGAUGACUAAGAAAGGCUUCACUCCUCUUCACGUGGCUUCCAAGUAUGGCAAGGUAGAUGUUGCUGAGCUGUUGUUGGAAAGAGGAGCUAACCCAAAUGCUGCUGGAAAGAACGGUCUGACUCCACUGCAUGUGGCCGUGCAUCACAACAACCUAGAUGUUGUCAACCUGCUUGUCAGCAAAGGAGGGUCACCACACAGUGCAGCCAGGAAUGGCUACACCGCCCUCCAUAUUGCAUCCAAGCAGAAUCAGAUGGAGGUGGCUAACAGCCUGUUGCAAUAUGGAGCUUCAGCCAAUGCUGAAUCUCUACAGGGAGUCACACCUCUCCACCUGGCCUCGCAGGAAGGAAGGCCCGAUAUGGUCUCGCUGCUUAUUUCCAAACAGGCUAAUGUCAACCUUGGCAAUAAGAGUGGACUGACUCCGCUUCACCUUGUGGCGCAGGAGGGACAUGUUGGCAUUGCCGACAUAUUGGUCAAGCAAGGAGCAUCAGUCUAUGCUGCCACACGGAUGGGCUACACCCCUCUUCAUGUUGCGUGUCACUAUGGCAACAUCAAAAUGGUUAAGUUCCUGCUGCAGCAACAAGCCAAUGUCAACAGUAAAACACGGCUUGGUUACACUCCAUUGCACCAGGCCGCCCAGCAGGGGCACACAGACAUUGUAACACUGCUGCUGAAGCAUGGAGCUCAGCCUAACGAGACCACUACGAACGGUACAUCAGCGCUUGCCAUUGCCAAGAGGCUAGGGUACAUCUCUGUGAUUGAUGUUCUGAAGCUUGUGACAGAAGAGACAGUUUCCAUGACCACUACAGAGAAACACCGCAUGAGUUUCCCAGAAACAGUGGAUGAGAUACUGGAUGUGUCGGAGGAUGAAGGCCUUGCACAGCUAACAUUAGGAGAGGAGCUCCUGGGGACAGAAGGGGCCAGGUACAUGAAGAUGGAUGACAUGAAAGACCAUGAUGACGAUUUCCUCUCCCCCAAGAAAUCACUGGAGUACGAGAGAGGGCUGGGCACAGCAAAUUACUCACCAGCCAUUCCCAGGAUUCCACGUGUUUCUCCCGAGACUGUGAACCUGAAAGAGCGCGAGAUAGAUCAGCAACACACUCCACUUCCACUGCCAAAAGAGUAUGAUGAAGACUCGCUCAUUCCCAGCAGCCCAGCGACUGAGACGUCAGACAAUGUCAGCCCAGUCGCCAGUCCCAUACAUACAGGGUUUCUGGUCAGCUUUAUGGUGGAUGCUCGUGGCGGCUCAAUGCGUGGCAGCAGACAUAAUGGCCUGCGUGUCAUCAUACCUCCAAGGACCUGUGCGGCCCCCACGCGCAUCACCUGCCGCUUGGUGAAGCCCCAGAAACUGACCAACCCUCCUCCACUGGUGGAAGGAGAGGGCCUGGCCAGCAGAAUAAUCUCCCUCGGGCCAGCUGGCAUGCAGUUUCUAGGCCCAGUGAUUGUGGAGAUCCCUCACUUUGCUGCUCUGGGCCGUGGUGACCGUGAGCUUGUGGUGCUGAGGAGUGAGAAUGGAUCUGUGUGGAAAGAACACCGUAAUCGCUAUGGCGAUGAGGUUCUCGAGACCAUCCUUAAUGGGAUGGAUGAAGACUUGGAAAGUCAGGAGGAACUCGGGAAGAAGCGAAUCCGCCGCAUCAUCUCAACUGACUUCCCGCUUUAUUUUGCCGUCGUAUCGAGAGUCCAGCAAGAGAGCGAUCUGAUAGGCCCCGAAGGGGGCUCAUUGACAAGCAAGCUGGUGCCAAUGGUUCAGGCCACCUUUCCAGAGACGGCAGUCACCAAGCGAGUCCGUCUGGGGCUGCAGGCUCAGCCCGUUCCAGAUGAGCUGGUGGCCAAGCUGCUCGGUAACCAGGCCAACUUCAGUCCUGUGGUCACGGUGGAGCCUCGGCGGCGCAAGUUCCACCGACCUAUCGGCCUACGCAUCCCCCUACCGCCAUCCUGGAGGGACAGCCCUCGAGACUCUGGGGAGGGUGACACCACCAGUCUGCGCCUUCUCUGCUCUGUCAUAGGUGGAACAGCUGCAGCCCAGUGGGAGGACAUCACUGGUACCACCAAGCUUAUCUAUGCUAACGACUGUGCCAGUUUUACAACCAAUGUGUCUGCACGGUUCUGGCUGGCAGACUGCCCCCGUACAGCGGAAUCAGUGUCCUUUGCCAACCUUCUCUACAGAGAGCUGUCUGCUGUACCUUACAUGGCGAAGUUUGUUGUUUUUGCAAAGAUGAAUGAGUUACGGGAAGGCCGACUGCGCUGCUACUGCAUGACGGAUGACAAGAUGGAUAAAACACUGGAACAGCAUGAAAACUUCACAGAGGUGGCCCGUAGCAGAGACAUUGAGGUAAUGGAGGGAAUGCCUCUUCACCUGGAAUGUUCAGGGAAUCUGGUGCCAGUGCGGAAGGCAGCCCAGCAACCUCGCUGCUUCAGCUUCCAGGCCUUCAGAGAUAACAGACUUCCUGUCUCGGUUAAGGUGAGAGACAGCAGCAAAGAGCCCACUGGCUUCCUGUCUUUCCUGCGUAAAACCACCAAGUAUGAAGACAGCCAACAUGUGCUGUGUAACCUCAACAUCACCAUGCCUCCUUGUAUCAAGAUUAUUGGAAGUGAAGACCGCAGGCGAACUUUGACCCCGUUGGCUUUGAGAGAAAGAUACAGUGCGCUGAAUGAACCUGCCAUGGCUUCAAUGAGUGCAAUGGAGCGCACUGAACUGAAGAUGGCUGUGAUAGCAGAGCAGUUGGGACUGAGCUGGGCUGAGUUGGCACGUGAGCUUCAGCUCAGCGUGGAUGACAUCAACAAGAUUCGCGUAGAGAAUCCAAACUCUCUGCUGGAGCAGAGCUCUGCAUUGCUCAACCUGUGGGCAACACGCGAGGGCAAAAGAGCCAAAAUGGAGAGCUUGUACACGGCCCUGAAGAGCAUUGACCGCAUGGACAUCAUCACAAUGUUGGAGGGCCAACCAGCACAGCCCACCAGACAAAGCUCCCGUGAUCUCAGCAGACGACGACAGGACGACAGAGACCACCUCUCUCCAGCUAUGACCAACGGUUAUGGGCUGGCGCAGGAUGAGCUUCUGUCCCCGGCCUCAAUGCAGUACAGCCUACCCUCGCCGCUGGGUGCUGAGGCCUACUGGCAGGAGGUCUCCAGCCUGGAUUGUGCACCUAUUGCCACCACAGAGGAGGACACCCUCAUGGAGAUGUCUGACGUGCAGGUGUGGCCCUCAGGUAACUCCCCCUCCCUGGUGCCUGUGGAGGACUCCUCGCUGGAGUGCAGUAAUGCUGACGACUCUGAGGGCCUGCUCGGGCUGCCCUAUGGAAGUCUGGGUCGGCCGGCCAGUCAGGCCAGCGCCACCAGCGGAGGGGGCGGUGUGCUCAGCUCCAUCGAACUCCCCGAAGACGAUUCCGAAAUGGGCGUUGACUCUCUCAGCACCGCCACGCCGGCCUCGCUUGGCGGCACCAUCGCUGGUAUCAAUCUUAAUGGACUGAACAAUGGUCAGGGGUCAGAGGCAAGUUCGGAGAUAUCGGCCAUCACUAGUACGACUGGUGGCAAUGGAGGAGGAGGAGAAGGAGGGACAGGCUCAGAGGAAGGGCUUUCUCUUGUUGCAGGACAACAAAGGCUGUAUGCCCGACUUAGUGAGUCAGCUGGUCACACCUGUGUUGCAGAUCGGAAUGGAGACAGGUCAGCUAAUGGUGGAAGUGGAAGUGGUUCUUUCAUCUCUUACCUGCAGGAACAGACAGGCCCAGGAUGGAUCCCUGUCACUGACCCACAGGCCUGGGUGGGCAACCCACCAAAAACCAGGCAGGUCAUUGACACCAUGAUAUCCUCAUGCUGCAACUCCGUGGACGGAGACCAGUCCCAUAUAUCCCAGGAGGCCUUGCUGCAACCUGUGAGGGACAUGGGGCACUCUGAGAUUUUACGAGGGCACUUCCGGGGUACCCAGCCAUUUGAGAAGGGUUUGGGCUUCCCACACAGGACCCCAGAGAUGAGGGCCUGGGAUGAUGUGCGCUUCAAAGGGCAGGGUGAUGAGGCUGAAGAUCUUCCUGGGGAGCAGGUCAGCGAGGAGCAGUUUACAGAUGAACAUGGAAACAUCGUCACUAAAAAGAUUGUGCGAAAGGUUGUGCGCAGAGGCAAGGGUGAAGAUGCUGUUCAGGACGUGAGCAAGGAGGGUUCUCUGCAGGACGCCAACGAGCUGGAAGUAGACGCUGAGCAGUUCAUGAGCUACGCCAUCCUGGGCCGGGAAAGCAGCAAGCCCGAUACUGUGGAUACUGUGAAGAAAGGUGCUCAGAUAGUGAAAUGUGCCAGUCUGCGGAGAGUUAAGCAGUGAGGCAGGCUGAGUGCUGCUUUCCCGCAGAGUUCUCUGCAGGACUCCACCCCAUCACCAAAAACUUCCUACAUGGACACAUGACCAGCAACAGCUGACACAAACUGAAGAACACUCGCAAACAAACAAAAAAGGCAGAAAGAAAGAAAUGAAUGGCACCAACUCAUUGCUGCUGCACAUACGAGAAGGAUAAUUGUAGUUUUUAUGACCUUUUUAUUUGAAUUUAAGAAACCAUGAGGACAAAUGACCUACUACUAAACUAGAAGCAUGAUUUCUUAUAAAACAAAACAGACAAAAAACAUAGCAACCUAAAACAUGCUUCCUAUUGUCUGUGUCAGCAUGAGCGACUGCCGCCGCAUGGCCUGUCUUUAACUACAAAUACUGGGGAGGGUUGGGAAGGGUGGGGGCUUGGAGGGCACAGGAAUGCAAUGCAAUGUGGGCUAUGAUCCAUUUGGGAAACAUUUUCUAAACCAGGGAGACACUGAGCCAACGUUCCAUCAAAAAUGGGAGUAAGGUGAACUAUGACCUCUCCUCCAGCUAAGAGCAUCACUACAAGCUGUCCCAGUGCUACAACCCUCACCUGAGCAUAUAUGUGUCUUGUACAUAUUAUGGUAUGCACUACAAUGCUCUCUCUCUCUGUGGCUGUGUUACAUGUGUUUGUAAAAAUCCCUAUGUGACGCCAAUGAUGCUGCUUUUUCUGGACCAUACCGUAUUCCUCCCUCUUGUUUCGCCCAUUCAAUCUGAACCUAUAUGAUAUUAUUCUAUAUAUCUUUGUCUAUAUACAACAACAUACAAAUGUGACCUUUAAAUAUUUUUCCCCAUGCUCUCUGUGUGCUUUUGCCCCUCUGACAUCACAUAGCAGCUCUUCAUCUACAGUGUGCUGUGUUGGAGGUGUAGGUUGACCUUCCCUCAGAACGGCAAUAAGAUAUCAUGAGCGGCACAAGAAGUUUAUUGUAUCCUCCCUAUAGUGUCCUUGCGUUAAUCAAAAAUGCAACCACUUCGUCCUCUUACAUAGCAGUCCUGGCCACCUCCAACCAUGACGUACCAUGGCUAGCAUCUGAUGAUGUCACUUGUGUUGUUGUGAGGGUUUUGAUGUUUUUCUUCUUGGUCAUUUGUGCACAUGUAGCAAAGUCAGCCACCAAUCACUGUGAAGAUAGACGGGACUGACUGACCCACAGCUGUGAGCCCAACCCUUGCUCAAUCAUUGUGAAAUUGUGUUGAGAGGAAGCAAUAAGUACGCUAAUAAGAUGGUUGUGAGUGUAUUAGGCACACAGAAAGAAAGUUUGGGCGUCACAGUUGGGCUUUCAGUCUGUUAGUCGCAGCUUUACUCCACUCAGAAAUGAUGUCAAUACAUUAGAAUUGCACAUUUGAUCACUUUUGAUCUCUUUAUGUUUAAGGUUGACAAAAUGUCCUUAUGCCUGUCAUCAAAGCUGCAAGGUUUUGUUACUCAUCAAGGAAAAUACUUCAAAUAUUUUUUUAAAAGAUUGAUUGACCACAGUAAGUGUGCCAUCUCAUUGUACUACCUUCAAGCCUUUAUUUUCUUCUAGUUGUUAGCCUCUCAACAAGUUGCAAUAAACAUCAAUUGUGUGUUUGUUUUUAGCAGCCAGAGAUGGAAUGUCAAGUCUUGGUAAUACUGUAAUUGUGUGUUAAUGUGUUGACUAUGCUAUUUAGUAGAUGAGAUGAAAUAUACACUCUAUUUGCUGUUAGCACCCUAAUUUCAUUGCAAACAUACUCAUUCGAAUGAAGACGCAAAUAGAUUUUUAUCAAUCCCUUCAUUGUAUAUUUUUCUAUUAUGUUAUAAUUUGGAAUACACCAAAAAAUAAGUGUGUAAUGGUGUCCGCUCCCUUAUGUUUUGCUCAUAAGGGCUUAUUUGUUUUUGAAGCAAGGGCCACUGAUGAUGUCAGGGUUGGGUUGGGAGGGGGACAAUAGGUGGUGGGGCAAAAAAGCUUGGUGGCUCCAAUGGUGAGAAGAUGACAGGUAUUUUCCCUCAACACAGCCCGCCCCCAAGCCAUGCUUCCACGUGGUGACACUUUGAAUGUGGAGGAGUCUUGUGUUAUGUGCACGCAGAGGGACAAUAAAUUACUAAUGGAGAUGCCAUGCACCAAUUCAUGCAAAAAUAUUACCAUUGCAAAAACUAGGAAAGACAUGUACUGUAUAUUCCUUUUAGAAUGGAUGGAAAACAAUAUUAACGCAAUAGCAUAUUACUCAAUACUAAGGAAUGCAAAUGCACACAUGCACAGAAAAUGUUUUUAACAUAAAAGGCUAUAUAUAUGAAAUAUAUGACGAUAUAUAUAUUUAUUUAGAAUGCUAUGCACCCUUCCCUGUCAACUGGGAUUUGAGUUAUGUUAUGGAUGUACUUUUAGCAUCAAACCCAUGUAGCUACAAAGAGACUGUUGACUUCUGGGUAAUGCCUGCACCUGAGGAUGAAUUAAGGGUCUCGCGGGUAUUUGAACUUGUUUUGUUUGCAUUUUUUAUUAUUGUUAUGGGGAAUCCAACAUGAAUUUAAAGUCGACAUGAACAAAAAAAAAACCUUUCAAUCCAAUCAACUCCACGAACAUCUGUUGACAACCUACUCUGUACACCAGCUCAACAUUUACAAAAUUAAUAAAGAAAUGCAAUGUC